CAGAGCGUCGUUGGCUUCUCUAACCGCAAUUCGUCGUCGAACCGACAACACGUGCAACAGUUUUUAGUGACGCAUAAAAAUAUUACAAAUAUUUUAAAAAUAAUUAAACAAUAUCUGUAAAUUAAAAGUGAAUACUAUAAAAUAAAUAAAAAAUGUCUUUAAUAAAACUUGAGAGCAACGACAAAGAGAUUUUCGAGGUUGAUAUUAAAGUUGCUAAGAUGUCGAUGACCAUUAAAACCAUGUUGGAAGAUCUCGGAUUGGGAGAUAGCGAUGACGAAGUGGUGCCUCUACCUAAUGUACACUCGGCAAUCUUAAAAAAAGUCAUUGAAUGGGCUGAGCAUCACAAGGACGAUCCACCGGCUCCUGAAGACGACGAAACUCAAGAAAAAAGGUGCGACGACAUCAGUGCCUGGGACUCUGAAUUCCUGAAAGUUGAUCAGCCAACUCUCUUCGCCAUAAUCCGCGCUGCUAAUUACCUAGACAUCAAGGGCUUAAUGGACGUAACUUGCAAAACUGUCGCCUGCAUGAUUAAAGGAAAGACUCCUGAUGAAAUUAGAAAGACUUUCAACCUGCCUCCAACCAAAACUCCUGUUGAUAAUAACGAUGUCGUAAAAGCAAAAUAUGGCGGGCCCAUGGAGAAGGAUGAAGAGACGAACAAGGAGACUAGUCAAUGAUAAAGUAACUAUUAAGUUCAAACCUAAAUUAUUAAUCAAAUAAGUUUUUUUUCUUUUUUUUUUUUUAUUAUUUUAUUGUAUUUUUCAUUUCUUUUUUCUUAUAUUGCAAGAAAUUGUUUUGUUAUACGACUGUAUAUUUAACAAAAAAAUACAAGUAUACGAUUACACGUGAUGAUCAAUGAAUAUAAUAAU
Messenger RNA from Microplitis mediator, 866 nucleotides. RefSeq names its product S-phase kinase-associated protein 1-like. The transcript has a single exon. Bases 153 to 674 code for a protein of 173 amino acids. The record is from RefSeq and is a predicted model, not a curated record. Lineage: Eukaryota; Metazoa; Arthropoda; Insecta; Hymenoptera; Braconidae. Gene Ontology annotation, cellular component: cytoplasm; nucleus. Gene Ontology annotation, biological process: SCF-dependent proteasomal ubiquitin-dependent protein catabolic process. Gene Ontology annotation, molecular function: cullin family protein binding.